AUGGCCGGCAUUCUUGCAAAUGGCACAGCUGUGGUUACGGGAGCGGGCUCGGCCACCGGACGGGCUAUAGCACUUGCAUUUGCGCGGGAUGGAACCUCCAACCUGGCCAUCGGAGACCUGGAUUCGACUGAACUCCAAGAGACCAGCAAACAGUUGAAGGAGCAAUACCCAUCCCUCAACAUACUGGCAGAGUCGAUAGACAUCAACGACGAGGGCUCAGCCGCCCGGUUCUUUCAACAGGUGGUCGACAAGUUCGGUCGCAUCGACUUCGCCGCGAACAUUGCCGGCCAUGAGCCACCUGUCGCAGGUGCCCACGAAGUGGAAGAUGCAGAUUUCGACCUGGCCUUCGAGAGGAAUCAGCGAGGUAUCUUCUUCUGCUCUAAGCCGAUUCUGGGCCAUAUGCUCAAGCAACAACCCCUCGAGGGACACGUAACCAGGGGCAGUAUUGUGAACGUCACGAGUAUCGCGUCGACCGCGGCACUGCCAGGCUUGCACGUCUACUCGGCGACCCAGGGAGGUGUUUUUGGUCUGAGCAAGUCGGAUGCCUACGACUACGCCGGUGACCGGAUUCGGGUCAACGUGGUGGCUCCCCUCCUCUUUUCCAACAAGGAGGUAUAUGCCAAGCUCGAGGAACAUCCCUUCAAGCGCUACGCCACACCCGAGGAUGUUGCCAAUGCGGUGGUGUUCCUGUCUGGGCCUCGAGCUGCCUUUAUUUCCGGUAUUGCUCUCCCUGUCGAUGGUGGAUUUCAUUUGAAGACAGGGGGCCCUCCUAGAUGA
Messenger RNA from Capronia epimyces CBS 606.96, 777 nucleotides. RefSeq lists its product as uncharacterized. Lineage: Eukaryota; Fungi; Ascomycota; Eurotiomycetes; Chaetothyriales; Herpotrichiellaceae. The transcript has 3 exons. The coding region runs from base 1 to 777 and encodes 258 amino acids. The record is from RefSeq and is a predicted model, not a curated record.